AUGGCCGCAAAACCACGGCUGACGCUUGCGUCGAUGUGGGCGUUUGAGGACAUUGGAGUGCUUGUGAUCAAAGGGAACCCGGAGGGCUCUACCUCUAAAUACGCGUCGUUGGUAUCGGAUUUCAUCGAAGAGCAAAAAAACAAGGACCUGUUGGAUAUGCCACGAAUUUCCCAGCUGGAAAUCCCUGUCAUAUUCGACGAUGAGAUGUCCCAUAUUCCAGUUGGCGUUGAGAAAGACCAAGAAGGUGAUUUGCUGGCUUUGGAUGAUGGUUCCAAUGAGGAAUUCAUUCCUCUUUCAAUCAAUCAUGAUACCAAAUACUGGUUGUCAUCUAGCGGUGGCCUGGGCUGCUUUUCUGCCAAUUUUCAUGAGGUUCUGGCUGAGGUGGCAACCAUGACCGGCACGGAGAUAUCAAUCAUAGAUGAUAUCAAAGGCAUUCAAGUCUCGGGUAAAAACCAAGGAGACGUAGAUGAUGCUUUGGCGAAGCUGACUCGAAUUGAAAAACCAUUGUCGUUCAUCAACAACCCCCGCGUGGGAAACAUGAUCGUUGCCCCAGAAGACGAAGGGGCCCGUUUCCGUAUCCAAAAUUACAGCAACCUGAACUCCGUUGCCUUGAGCCGUAUACUCUCAGAUCCAAAUCUGAGCUCGAACGCGAACCUCUGCCAGGUGUUCGUCACAUUAUUGCUUGAAUUUGAUACCGAAACUCAGUCCUUCCAUGAACCUCCUACACUUCUCAACCCUCCAAGUAUCAGCAAUGAGGCUGGAAAAUCACGUAUUUGGAACGAUUUCAUUUUUCAAGAGAUUGGAAAAGGAGAAGAUUUUCUUACUAUGGAAUCCAUUGUUGAGAAGGACCCUGCAAAUCCUCAAGUAUUAGCGUCUGGGAUUGCGCCUCUGCAUCCAUAUCUUACUGCGGAAAAGGCCAAACGGGUGAAUCAAUGGGUUGUUGAUAGGGCGGAGAUGGAAGGUGAAGCAGAGUCUGAACCUAGCCUCCCAUCUGACCCGAAAACUGCUCGCGAGCAAUCUGAGCUUGCUCCAGUGAUAAAGAGACCUCGUGGCAUACGAACACGCAAGGUGGCUCAAACGGCCAAAGACCAAGCAUUACCAUCGACUAAGACUCCGGCCAUUCAGCCCGAGUCUGCCAAGGAUCCAGACCCUAAUCUUAGCGAAAAUGCUGCCACGAAUCGCAAGCGAUUGAUAAUCCCCUAUGAACCUGACUCUGGCGAUAUCUUAAACGCCCCGCAGGAGAUACCAAGUCAUGCAGUUUCCAAUACUGGCAUGGGGAGUACCGCUGAUGCCUUUCGCGAUUCUUCCGCAGUAGCAAAGCCUCAGAUCACAGCGAAAAGAAAUCGACUUCCCACGAUAUUUGACGAGACCAAAUAUGAUCUCAAAUGGGGCUCAAAAUAUGCAGAGACGAAUGGGCGGACUAUUCCGAACAUCUCGAAUAGCUCUAAUAUCGGUGAACAGCCAAAAUCCCAGAGAGGACCUGGCAGGAAGAACGAACUCAUUGAUGUGUUUGAGUCAGAAAUCAGUUCAAAUAAAAACUCUCAUCCCCUGAUAUCUUUCAACCAGCCUGCUCUAAUCCCGGAAAAACCGCCCUCCAAUUCUUCCAAGUAUGCUGGGAGUUGCUCGCAAAAGCAAUCUGUGCAUAAGAGUGAACCAUCUUUUGAUCUUCUUGAGCCUAAAAUUGGAAAUGGCAUGGGUUUCAGCUCCGACAGACCUCUGUCUAUUCUAGACACGAAAUCUUCCAGUGAAGCGGACUUACUGGAUGCAGAAAAUGACGAGAGGCUAAUGGCUUUGAAAAGGACACUGGACAAGCAAAAGCAAGAAGUAACCUUUGCAAACUUGAUCCAUAAUUCUAGAUCUCACAGUGAUGUGAAAAGGGAACUGUACGCUGGGAGACUCUGGGAGCUCGAGAAUCCCUAUAAACCAGAGGAGCAGCAAUCCAUUGAUGAAUCGGCCACUCGACAGUUCUACCAAACCAUGAUUCAUAAAAUGGCCAAACCAAGCCAGAAGGCAAAGAGCAAAGCUGAGAUUAAAGCCAAAAGACAGGCCACUCUUGAAGACGCUUGGGGCAUUCCCAAAAAGACAUCGACAAAACAACCCAUUGGCCACCAAGAAUUGCCCAACGGACAAUCUAAAGAAGAUGGUUUCAAGAGCGGGAAAGAAGCGUCUGCUGCUACGAAACAGCCUUCAAAAAACCCACAACAGGUGAAGGCUGAGAUGCAUAUGAAUGGACUCAUCAAAAGUCUCUUCGAAGCGUUGAAGCCGACGUUGGAUGCUGCUGAACAUUUUCCUGGAGGGUUAACUUUGGAAGUCCAAAUGGGUCUCAUUCUGAUACCACUUCUCCCAAAGACUUAUAGCGGAGGUCUGUUAUCUUUAAACGAAUGGACAAAAAUCUUCCAACCUCGAAAUGGCCUUCCAGCACCGACAACAAAAUUCAUCAAUCGGCUCACCACAUCUGGCACAGAUGUCGAUCAUAUCGUGGACUUGAAAACAUCCAAAGCAGAAGGAAAACGCCGCCUUUUCGAGCAGGAUUACACAGAAUACAGCGUUUUUUACGAAUACCACUGCCGGACCAAUGCUGACCAGCUUUUCGUUAUCACAAUUGAUGAGCAGGGUAGGCAUUCCAUUAAGAAGCCAACUACAGCUCUCGGUGCAGUCAACCUGCAUUUCCCUGGACAAACUUGGGAUGCCAGCUUUGUGGUCAACGGUAUCACAGAUCAUGUCGUCGGUUCUGAUCAGGAGCUUGAAGAUGCGGUUCAGCACCUGGUCGAUAGUCUCUGGGUUCAGCCAGACAAGUCUCAUAUUCGAAUCUUUACACGAACUCCUAAGGGAAACAAGUUUGUCAUUGAAAAAGUUUUUCUGAAGCGUUGGACCCGUCAUCGCUAUAUCCGCGCUGGUGAUACUACUCCCAAAGUCGCCGCUGAUACUGUGGUCUCGGUGACAAGUAACCGUGAUCUGGCAACAGCAGCAGAUGAUGCGAGGAGUGAAGCAAAUACUGGAGAUCAAAACAGCACGACUCAUGAUAGUGAAAUUACCGAGAACCAGGAUAUCUUUCUGCAAAUAAUGGAAGUUCAAGAUCUCUUCGUUGGGUCCAGUUUAUCGGACACCCAAGCCGUGAGAGCCCGCUGUGCUUCACUGCCAGAGAUGCAAAAAAAGGGCCGGCAGUGGUAUGAGGCCUCUCUCAUCAGCCCUUCGAUUGAAGCCAUGCUGAAAUCAAAUGCCAAUGUCGAAGUCGGAGAGCGUACGGAUGAUUGGCGCAGCGCUGAUUUGCUCGGAGAUGACGCCGCCAUCCUUUCUGACGGAGAGGAUAGUUCUCCACCCUCUCCUUCACCUCUGAGCGCUGUUGCAACAGCAAUUGGAGCCACCGGUCUUGGGCAUCUCCUCCGUCUUGCCAAAACAGUAGUCGAGAAGAUUGAUGGCAUCGGGUUUAGAAACUGCGGCCCUGGAGAAGCUGCUCGGAUGGCGGCAGCCGCCACAGCCGGUCCAGUUCCUAUGACAGGUACUCUUCCUGGUAAUCCCGCUAUGUCUGGCACGGGUAAUUUGGUCAGGGUAGAGCAGAAAUGCCUGGAAUUUGAGGAUCUGGAGAGCAUCAAGGACGUAGGAAGUGCAAUUGUGAACACCCCUAUGGUCAAGACACCCUCUGGAUCUUCUGCUGAAGUAGAGCAGGGAGACUUGGAUUUCUGGUGA
Messenger RNA from Aspergillus wentii DTO 134E9, 3687 nucleotides. RefSeq lists its product as uncharacterized. The record is from RefSeq and is a predicted model, not a curated record. NCBI's taxonomy places the organism in Eukaryota, Fungi, Ascomycota, Eurotiomycetes, Eurotiales, Aspergillaceae. Bases 1 to 3687 code for a protein of 1228 amino acids. The transcript has 4 exons.